UACAUCCUACGCCCCCUCAUUCAGACAUAGAAGGUCACGAACCCCACCAAAAAAAAUACAUAGGAGGUAACUAGGUUACAUAUGUAGAAUCCAGCGAUUACCUAAGCUCUGCUAUAAAUCCGGCUCCGUAAGCGGGCCACCAUCCCGAAUUCCUUACAUUUAUUACCCUGAUAAUAAUAAAAAAAAUCUCACCCGCUGCACCUAUCCUUUCGUCUUAUGCAAACCCACCUGCAGACCUCCUACCUACCUACCUACCUACCUACCUAAAAACAAUGGACCCCGCCCUCUCCCCCGGCCUCUUCGACAUCCACCUCUCCGACUCCGAGGACAACAACGACGAGCCCGCCGAGGGAAGCAGCAACUCCUCAGCAUCCCGGACGCCGGCGGACCGCACCGCGCAGUCGGAAGAAGAGUUUCGGGCCGUCAAGGCCGCGUACAGGGUGAAGGUCGAGAACGGAGAGAUCUGGAAAACCGCCCCACGCCCCAUAGCCAACGCACCAGUGCCCAAGCCCGAGGCGCAGACGCUGCUGCACGCCGUCGAGGAGCUGUAUUUCUUCCGGCGGUACGACGAGGGGGCGCGGUUCGUGGACGGGGUGCUAGGCGGAGGAGGAGGAGGAGGAGGUAGGGUUGACACCGCCGUCGCCAACGAGGAUGGUGGUCGCGAUGAUAAAGGGGCUUUGGGGCUAGACAGGUCAACGAGGGAGUUGCUGCGGUAUUAUCAGAAGAGGUGUAUCGAGAGAGGGGGGGGGAGGGGGGAGAAAAGAGGGUGGUGAUAGGAUGAAAUAAGCAUUACCAAUCUAAUUGAGCACUGGAAGAAUCACUCGUAAUAAUUAAGCACUUCAUUGCACUGAAC
Messenger RNA from Hypoxylon fragiforme, 853 nucleotides. RefSeq lists its product as uncharacterized. The transcript has 3 exons. The record is from RefSeq and is a predicted model, not a curated record. The coding region runs from base 273 to 773 and encodes 166 amino acids. Lineage: Eukaryota; Fungi; Ascomycota; Sordariomycetes; Xylariales; Hypoxylaceae.